AAAACAAAACUCUUAACAAAAUCUUAAUUUUUCUCUUUGUCUCCUUUUCUCUUUAUAAUCCAACCCAAAAAAAAAUGAGUGUUGAUAGUUUUAAUGGCAGUCCUUGUAGAAAUGCUAGGAGCUUUACAAUACAGCUCUUAACGGGGCGAUUUUUCGUUGUAUUUUCGACGCUUAUAAUCCUUGCUUUUAUAGGUGCUACAUACAUAUUUGGUCUAUACUCAGGUGACAUAAAAACAACACUUGGGUAUGAUCAAACAACACUUAAUCUCCUAAGUUUUUUCAAAGAUCUUGGGGCUUAUUUUAGCCCUCAUGCUGGGUUACUUAUGGAAGUGGUCCCACCUUGGGCUGUUCUUUCAUUAGGUUCUUUAAUAAAUUUUUUUGGGUAUUUUAUGAUUUGGCUUUUUGUCACACAUAAAAUCUCUCGUCCUCCUGUUUGGUUGAUGUGUUUGUACAUAACUAUUGGUACUAACUCUUUAGGGUUUGCCAACACCGGAGGACUUGUUCCUAGUGUUCAAAACUUCCCUGAAAAUCGAGGGGUUGUAAUUGGGAUUUUGAAGUCAUAUUUAGGGAUUGGUGGUGCUAUUAUGACACAAUUUUACCAUGCUAUAUAUGGUAAUGACAACAAUGGGGAAGGUGUGAUUUUGAUCAUCGCGUGGUUACCUGCCCUCGUGUUGUUGCUCUUUGCGUUUAGCAUAAGAGUUAUAAAAGAAACCGGUAGGCAAAUAAACAGAGAGAAGAAAUUCUUCUAUCAUAUUCUCUAUAUGUCUCUUGCCAUGGCAGGGUUCAUUAUGGUGAUGAUCAUAGUACAAAAACAAGUUAAUUUCAGUAAAGCUGCUUAUAGUGGUAGUUAUGCUGUCAUAAUGAUCCUCCUUGUUCUACCUAUCUUUUUAGUCUUUAGAGAAGAGUAUGCUAUUUGGAAAACUAAGCUUGAAGCCCGUAAUGCUUCCAAUACCCUCUCUGAGCUCAAAAUCGUACCAAAACAAUAUGAAACUCUAACAAACCAUCGAACUAACACAAACGAAUCCCCUUCAGAAGUACUUUGGCAUCAAAGUAUCUUUCGCCCUCCACCUAUCGGAGAUAACCACUCAAUCUUACAAGCAACUUUUAGUAUUGACAUGCAAAUUUUAUUCCUAGCAACAAUUUGUGGUAUAGGAGGGAACUUAGCCACUAUAGAUAACUUAGGUCAAAUUGGGGCCUCAUUAGGAUACCCAAAGAAAAGUAUAAGCACAUUUGUGUCCUUAGUUUCUAUAUGGCAAUUUCUAGGCCGUGUCAUGGGAGGACUCAUCUCAGAGCGUUUAUUAGCCAAAUACAAAUGGCCUAGACCCGCCUGCCUGACCAUUAUCUUACUUAUAUCAUGUAUUGCCCACCUUCUUAUCGCCUUCAACGUGCCUCAUGGCCUAUAUGUUGCAUCAAUUAUAAUGGGAUUCUGUUUUGGGGCAGAGUGGACGUACCUAUUCACCAUAAUAUCUGAACUCUUUGGGCUUAGACAUUAUGGUACGUUGUAUAAUUAUGGUUCAUUGGCUGCGCCAUUGGGGUCAUUCAUAUUCAAUGUUAGGGUCGCGGGACAUUUGUAUGAUCGCGAGGGAUUAAGACAACUCGCGGCAUUGGGACUGACUAGGAAGCAUGGGGAAGAGUUGCGUUGUAGUGGUGUUAAGUGUUAUCAAUUGGCUUAUAUCAUAAUUACCGUGGCUACGUGUACUACUGCACUUGUGUCUUUGAUUCUUGUGGCUAGAACUAGAAAGUUUUACCAAGGGGAUAUUUAUAAGAGGUACCAAGAUGAUGAAAAUGAUUCUUUAAGUAAUAAUGGGUUGAGAGAAACUUCUUAAAGAAAGGAAGAAGAGAUCAAUUGAAGCUUUUGUUACUAUAAAUAGAUAUGUGGUAGUUACUAUAAUGAGUAUAUUGAUAAGCAAAUCCUUGUAUUCAAACAAUUUUAUUUAAGUGUCAUCUUAUGUAAAAUAUGAAGAAAACUCUUCUUAUCCAUGUAACUUGCAUAUUAUUAGAAUUUA
This is a messenger RNA of Amaranthus tricolor (Joseph's coat), 2006 nucleotides long. Its product is annotated as protein NUCLEAR FUSION DEFECTIVE 4-like. Gene Ontology annotation, molecular function: transmembrane transporter activity. Gene Ontology annotation, cellular component: membrane. The record is from RefSeq and is a predicted model, not a curated record. The transcript has a single exon. Bases 75 to 1826 code for a protein of 583 amino acids. Lineage: Eukaryota; Viridiplantae; Streptophyta; Magnoliopsida; Caryophyllales; Amaranthaceae. Gene Ontology annotation, biological process: transmembrane transport.